UCCAACUAUAGUGAUGAUAGCGGUCUGAUAGCAGACCCUUAUAGGUCCGCUGCAUGUUGUUUCGAUGUUUGAAAAAUGUAUCGGGUGAAAAUAGCCGUACGUAUCGUGCACGUGCUGGACGGUAUUCGUUCCCGUGGUCCGUAUGCGUAGUCCAGACCAUCCAUGCGAAAUUCUCUCGCCAGAACCGAACAUGACUAUCAGCAACAGCAAGGGAUACAUCUUGCACGAAGGCCCUGCGUACUCGUUGGCGCUGAACAAGGAGCAUACCCACGUAGUGGUCGCAGGAAGGAACGUGUUCAAGGUGUUCCUCAUCGAACAGGGUGGCUUUAAGGAAUGCGUCAACUUACGAUGUGGCAAGACGUCCAGUGUGCAGAGCUCUUCGAGCAUGGAUGUUGCUUGGAACCCAACUGAUGACAAUGUCUUAGCAACUGCUACAACUGGUGGUGCUGUUGUAACAUGGAACUUAAACAGAUCUUCUAGAAACAAACAAGAGCAUGUUUUCUACGAUCAUAGGAGAACUGUUAACAAAGUGACAUUCCAUUGUGUUGAACCAAAUUUGCUUAUGUCCGGAUCUCAAGAUGGUACCAUAAAAUGUUUUGAUUUGCGAUUGAAAGAAGCUCCAAAAACUUACUCAAGUGAUUCUGAAAGUAUUAGAGAUGUCCAGUUUAGUCCACAUAAUAGUUAUGUAUUUGCUGCAGCCUCAGAAAACGGUACUAUUCAAGUAUGGGAUACUAGAAAAGCUGAAAAGUGUUUAAAUAAAUUUUCUGCUCAUAAUGGGCCAGUGUUCUCUUGUGACUGGCAUUCAGAACUUCAAUAUCUGGCAACUGCAAGUCGUGAUAAAACAAUCAAGGUAUGGAAUGUUACAAAUAAACCGGUUGCUGAAUAUACAAUUAGCACUAUUGCUCCUGUUGGACGUGUCAAGUGGAGGCCAUACCGUAGAUAUCAUUUGGCAUCUAGUGCUUUGGUUCUAGACUCUGCUAUUAAUGUUUGGGAUGUACGCAGGCCUUUUAUUCCUUACGCAUCAUUUGCUAAACAUACUGAUGUAGCAACUUGCAUUGCUUGGAAAGGAGAUCCUUUUGUACUUUUGUCUACCAAUAGAGAUAGUACUUUGCAUCAAAAUUUCAUUAGUGAAGCAGAUUUACCAUUGGAAAGUGCUAACCUACAAGGUAUGGCUAUCAAUAGAGAUGGAGAUUUGGUAUACUGUUGUCCAGUCAAUUUGAGUAAAGUUGAAGUGCCCAAACCUAAAGAAAAUUCCAGGAAAACUUCAACUACAACUAGCGGGGAAGAAGAACUAAACACAUCAAGCGAAAUGAAAGUAUUCCGUGAUCCAAAAAUUGUUACAUAUUUAUCUGAUGAUGCAGAGUGUAUUCAGAUGUGUGCUAUUCAGUAUAAACUUAGGGGAAGAUCAAUAGGAGAACUAUGUGAGCACAAUGCCAAUGUUGCUUCCAGUGUUGGAAGACCAACAGUGUUUUUAUUGUGGAAUGUGCUACGAAUACUAUAUGAUCGUAUAUCUCUAAUUUCUCUUAAGGAAGAUAUUAUGAGUAGUUCAAACAUAGAAAGCAGCUAUGAUGAUGAUGGAGAAGACCGAGCUGGGUCCAGUAGUGAUGAAGAUGGUCUCAAAGCAGAUAAACAGAAUCAGUUGGGCGAUUUCUACUUUGGUGAUGCAGAAAUCGAUCCUUUGGAUGCUGAGCACGAUCAAUAUGAUUGUCUAGGAUUGCAGAUGGACAGUAAGACCGUAGAAGAAGAUAAUGAUUGGGAAGUUCCUGCUGAAUCCAUUGCAUUGAGGCAUGAAAUUUCACAUCAGCCCAUAGUCGAUGAUCCCUACAUGCCUGAAUUAGCGUCUGUUUCUAAUAAAAUGAAUAAUAACAAUAUUUCUGCACCAUUAUUGAGAAUAACAUCUCCUGCAAAAUUUGAUGCCUGGAAUCCGUCCGAGAUAGUUGUUGAAGCUCUUCGUCAUCAUGUUGACCAAGGUGAUGUCCAAACAGCAGUUUGUGCAUUGAUUGUAUUAAGUGAUGAGAUUAGAAAUGAAUUGACCAAUCCCAAACGUCCUUGGCAUCUUUUACACGAUGAAAUUGAAUGUUGGUGGUUAAAUUACCUUGAAUUACUUAAACAAUUUAAGCUAUGGUCCUGUGCUACAACGGUGAUUCAACUAUCUCGCAUUCGUAACAUAUUACAAUUACAUCGAACUUCAACGUCAGUUUAUUUGAGUUGUGGUUGGUGUUCUAAAGGUUUAACUCGAAGUAGUCGACACUGUUACAACUGUCAACAUUCUGAAUGUGCUCGAUGUGCUCUAUGUCAAAGAAUUGUGCGAGGAAUGUAUGCUUGGUGUCGAGGAUGUGCACAUGGCGGACACAUUGGACAUAUGAAACAAUGGUUUAUGGAGAAUAAAUAUUGUCCAACUGGAUGUGGUCAUAUGUGUGAACAUUAGUGUUCGUAACAAUGGAAUUCCAGAGCCAUAUCAUAACAAAUAUUUCACCUGAAGUAAUGCCUAACGGUAACUACAGUUUGCGAGUGUAUUGCUAGUCUUAAAUAAAAAAAAAAGAGGAGAGCGACAAAUUUUCCUAACGUAACGUGUCAAAAUGUAACCGAUAUUCCCCCCCCCCCCCGCGUGCCAGUUAAUUAUGUGUAACUAUAAAUAUAUUAUAAAAAAAAUGUA
This is a messenger RNA of Sipha flava (yellow sugarcane aphid), 2656 nucleotides long. It is a transcript of the gene Wdr24, whose product is annotated as GATOR complex protein WDR24. The coding region runs from base 143 to 2428 and encodes 761 amino acids. NCBI's taxonomy places the organism in Eukaryota, Metazoa, Arthropoda, Insecta, Hemiptera, Aphididae. Gene Ontology annotation, molecular function: protein binding. The record is from RefSeq and is a predicted model, not a curated record. Gene Ontology annotation, biological process: positive regulation of TOR signaling. The transcript has 11 exons.